AUGCAAACGCAACAUGCACAGUUGGUGGACGUGUCGUUGACUGCCAAUGAACGAGCGCAAGUGCACCGCGCGCUCGCGCAAUACCUGAACGCGAGCUCAACCGAGCAUGAUGCGCAGGUCGACGCUGCCGUCGUCGACAAUGCAUUGGUCCAAGACGAGGCUUGGGAAGACACGAUGCUUCCGUUCACGCUCGACAUUUGCAUGCUCGUGGUCGGCACCCAGCAGGACGACGCGGAUGCGUUCGUGGCCAUUGGCCAUUGGACUGUCGUUGGCGGGCGAUAA
This is a messenger RNA of Aphanomyces astaci, 282 nucleotides long. RefSeq lists its product as hypothetical. NCBI's taxonomy places the organism in Eukaryota, Oomycota, Saprolegniomycetes, Saprolegniales, Verrucalvaceae. The transcript has 2 exons. The coding region runs from base 1 to 282 and encodes 93 amino acids. The record is from RefSeq and is a predicted model, not a curated record.